Xenopus laevis (African clawed frog) is the source of this 1309-nucleotide messenger RNA. RefSeq names its product ribosome production factor 1 homolog L homeolog (gene rpf1.L). Gene Ontology annotation, cellular component: nucleolus; preribosome, large subunit precursor. Gene Ontology annotation, biological process: maturation of LSU-rRNA; rRNA processing; maturation of 5.8S rRNA. The record is from RefSeq and is a predicted model, not a curated record. Lineage: Eukaryota; Metazoa; Chordata; Amphibia; Anura; Pipidae. Bases 144 to 1181 code for a protein of 345 amino acids. The transcript is spliced from 9 exons. Gene Ontology annotation, molecular function: rRNA primary transcript binding; rRNA binding.
CCCUGCGAACAACCAUUUUUAUAGGAGAGAAGAUCAAUUAAAACAGAAAAGUCUCUGCAACAAGACCCCGGAAGCGGAAAUCGCUUUCCGGAAGUUGAGGUUCCUUCUCCCAGUUUUCUCUACACGUUUUCCCAGUAACUAGCAUGGCCGAAAAGAAGGGACCGGAGGCGAAGAAGCAGAAAAAGAUGAAGAACAAGACCAAGGUUGAAGAGACUGAUGCGGGAGAUGAGCCCGGAGGAGCGAGUGGGGAACAGCAACAUGCGAUUACUCGGUUUCCACCGACGUUCAGUUUGGCUGAGAUCAAGAACAAGCAGCGCCGGCAGUUCAUGUUCAUGAGGCUCAAACAGGAGAAGAGGAAGGAAAAGUUGUCUCUCAGAAAAAAACGCAAGAAGGAGAGAGAAGCACUUGGUGAUAAGGCUCCCCCAAAACCAGUUCCAAAAACAAUCGAAAAUCAGCGUGUAUAUGAUGAAACAACAGUGGAUCCCGCAGAUGAAGAGGUGGCAUUGGAUGAAGCGACAGAUGAAUUUGCUCCAUAUUUCAACAAGCAGACAACUCCAAAGAUUCUAAUUACUACAUCUGACAGACCUCGUGGGAGAACUGUGCGGUUUACAGAACAGUUAUCUUCGAUUAUUCCCAACGCUGAUGUGUACUACAGGAGGGGCCUUGCACUGAAAAAAAUUAUUCCCCAAUGUAUUUUAAGAGAUUAUACUGACCUUCUUGUCAUCAACGAAGAUCGAAAAGUGCCAAAUGGACUUGUUCUUUGCCAUUUACCUGAUGGGCCGACUGCUCAUUUCAAAAUGAGUAACGUUCGUCUGCGGAAAGAAAUGAAAAGGAAAGGCAAAGAGCCAACAGAACACAAGCCUGAAGUCAUUCUGAAUAACUUUACCACAAGACUGGGACACAGCAUAGGCCGAAUGUUUGCCUCUCUUUAUCCUCAUGAUCCACAUUUUACAGGAAGGCAGGUGGCAACAUUUCACAAUCAGCGAGACUACAUCUUUUUUAGAUACCACAGGUACAUUUUUAAAAGUGAAAAGAAAGUAGGGAUACAGGAGCUUGGUCCCCGGUUUACACUGAAGCUGAGGUCUCUUCAAAAAGGAACAUUUGACUCAAAAUACGGAGAAUACGAGUGGGUUCACAAGCGCCAUGAAAUGGAUACCAGUCGAAGGAAAUUUCAUUUGUAACCUAAUAUGGAAUCGAACUGCAGUUGAACUUUUGGGUUGGCAACAUCUGGCAUUGGCUUACAAAGACUAAUUUAUACAACCAGGUUCACUCCUGAGUGACCAUGGCUCAAUAAAUACUUUGUGAUACA